Messenger RNA from Odocoileus virginianus texanus, 955 nucleotides. Lineage: Eukaryota; Metazoa; Chordata; Mammalia; Artiodactyla; Cervidae. The record is from RefSeq and is a predicted model, not a curated record.
AUGGUGCAUAUACUGGUCAGGAAGGUCGAGGCCACCAACAUGUUCUUCUCCUCCUGGGUCUUAGUAUUCUUGGUGGUAGGACUCAUCAUAGAAGAAUGAGCUGAACUGAAGUUGGGACCCCCAAAACCUAUGAUAAGCCACAAUCCAUGGAUAUGUUGUACUUCCCUGUGGCCAUCCAAUGGCCUGGAAGUGGUCAGGAACAUUCUGAUUGUGGUGUUCGGCCUUUCUUUCAUGCAUAGCUUGCUCCUGGGUUUUGAAUUCACCUAUACGAUUCCUCAAACCAAAUAUACUCUCAUUAUGACUGCCUGCUUCGCUUUCCUCACAGGCAUCCUUCUGCUCAGUGCACUCCUCCUGUAUCACCACAUGCUAACUCAAGGUGAAUCUGUGUAUUAUUUGAGUUACAAGGUCUCCUGGAUCAUUUUCACUGCAUACUUAAACAUUUUAUUGUUAUUCACCUCUGGAUUUCUCUCUCUCUUACAGUACAAGCAGUCCACCAAUGGUUCUGGCAGCCUGAUCACCAUCCGCAAAUCUGCCAGAGAAAGUCAAGUUAUGGAACAACAUGUAGUUUCUAUCAAAGUUGUCUCAUUACCAGCAGGUACUGCAAUGCCUCAUAGUAUUGUCCGGUAUAACGAAGCAGAGGUAGCAAGUCCCAAUACUGAAGUCUCCAUACGGAAGGCAAUUUAUGUGGUCACUGUGGUGGGGAACGUUGGCUUGAUUAUUCUUAUUGGCCUGAACCCUCACCUGCACACUCCCACGUACUAUUUUCUCUUCAAUCUUUCCUUCCUUGAUCUCUGCCACUCCUCUGUCAUUACUCCUAAAAUGCUGAUGAGUUUUGUGAGCCAGAACAUCAUCUCUUAUGCAGAGUGCAUGACUCAGCUCUGCUUCUUCUCCUUCUUUGUUAUUGAUGAGUGCUGUAUUUUGACGUCAAUGGCCUAUGACCGAUACGUGGCCAUCU